Molecule: messenger RNA, 2004 nt
Organism: Halichondria panicea
Lineage: Eukaryota; Metazoa; Porifera; Demospongiae; Suberitida; Halichondriidae
Product: acyl-CoA dehydrogenase family member 11-like
Exons: 16
Coding region: 1-1854 (617 amino acids)
Molecular function (GO): acyl-CoA dehydrogenase activity
Source: RefSeq, a predicted model, not a curated record
AUGGCCAGUGCACUUUUCAGAUUUGGCCAGUCAACCACCAGUGUUUGCACCUGGUUACAACUAGGAAGGCUGCUUAGCACACGUACACGGAGACCUAAUAGCUUUUCUAGGUCUAGAAUGGGAAGUUUUACUCAACCCAUGCCACAACUCCAUAACCCGUUCAGAGGAGACAUUUUUCUGAGAGCCAUUCUCACACGACUCAUGCCCAGAGAGGUGUCCCAGGAGGUGUUCAUUGAUCUGGACAGGUUUGGUGGAAGGCUUGUGGACGAGGUAGAUGCUCUAGGGAAGCAAGCCGAGCUUGAACCUCCAUAUCUCAGACCAUUCAAUGCUUGGGGUGAUCGUGUGGAUGAGCUAGUGACGUCUCCAGCCUGGAAAUCGCUUCACUGUGUGUCAGCAGAGGAGGGGCUAAUCGCUCUGGCUUAUGAAAGGCAGCAUGGACAAUGGAGUCGCUUGCACCAGGUGGCCAAGCUGUACCUGUUUUCUCCCUCCUCUGGCCUCUACUCUUGCCCUCUGGCCAUGACCGAUGGAGCAGCCAGACUAAUCGAGGAAAGUAACAAUGUAUUUUUAAAAAAGAGGGCGUUUUGUCACCUUACUGCAAGGGACCCUGAGAGCUUUUGGACCUCUGGGCAAUGGAUGACUGAGAAAAGGGGUGGAUCUGACGUAGCUGGAGGUACUGACACAGUGGCGUAUGGCCCUGACUCAGAGGGUAACUACAGCCUGCAUGGCUACAAGUGGUUCACAUCAGCCACUGAUGCUAACAUGGCCUUUACUCUGGCCAGAAUAGUCACUGAUCAGGGAGAUGUCACAGCAGGAUCACAAGGGCUGUCACUGUUCUAUGUUGAAACUAAGACAGAGGACGGUCAAUUCAACGAUCUGGAAAUACAGCGCUUGAAAGACAAGCUCGGAACUAGACAGUUGCCAACAGCAGAGCUCUUGCUUGAUGGCACCAAAGCACGUCUGGUUGGUGAGGAGGGCCGCGGUGUUUCUGGCAUCUCUCCCAUGCUUACCAUUACCAGACAACACAACAGCAUAUCAGCUGCUGGGGCAAUGCGGAGGAUUGUGCAGCUAUCCAGAGACUAUGCCACCAGACGUAGGGCUUUCGGGAAGCUCCUUGUGGACCAGCACCUGCAUAUGCAGACACUGGCCAGAAUGGAGGUAGAGACAAGGGCAUGCACAGUGCUCAUGCUGGAGGUGGCCAGAUUGCAGGGGCUAAUAGAAACCAGCUCAGUGUCAGAGCAGGAUAGAACCAUUCACAGAAUACUCACUCCCAUACUAAAGCUCUACACCGCCAAACAGGCUGUUGCAGUUUGUUCUGAGGGCCUGGAGAGCUUUGGAGGUCAGGGAUAUAUGGAAGACACUGGACUACCUACUUAUUUAAGAGAUGCCCAGGUUCUCCCUAUCUGGGAAGGAACCACCAACAUACUGAGUCUGGAUGUGCUUCGAGUGAUGCAAAAAUAUGGGCAAGAGGCAUUAUCGUCUCUAUUCGAGGCUACCAAAUCUAGGCUCUCUGAUGAUAGUAGACUGGCAGCACGUGGCCUAGGCCCCACUGCAAAGACACUCCGUGAGCACAUGAACAGCAUUGUGGUAUUUGGACAGGAGGCCAUGGUAGGAGAUUCUGAGCAGCUGCAGAAUGCCUCCAGAGACCUAUCUUUUUCACUAGCUCACGUGUUCAUCGGUGGUCUACUCAUUGAGCAUGCUUGCUCUGUGGAGUCAUCCAGUGCCGACAUCAAUGCAGCAAAAAGGUGGGCAAAGCGACCUCUCUCCUUAAGGCUGUACCAACAGUACAGCAAGGAGGAGCAAAGUAUUGACUCUGCGUUGGUUAUGAAUGGAUACGUCCCAAGUACAUCACUCUGAAAUUAUGCCCAGCUACACCAGUUUCUGUAUCCAGUGUAUAUAAGCUGUUCAAAAACAUCAUUUUUUUAAUUUUAUUGUUAACUGUUUGUACAUGUACCUGCAUGCAUGCAGACAUUUUGAUACAGUACUUAUAAUUAUUGUUGAUACACA